GUACUCCAGCAGCAGCGGGAAAAGCUGGCUAAGUUGAUCCAAUUGAAGAAGCUCCAGGAUUUGCAAAAGUCCUUGUUGGCCUUACACGCUCUGCAAGCCUCCAAAGCGAAUAAGCCAAGUAUCGACACUGCCGACACGCUGCCCAUGGAGUGUGAGGCUGGUGCAAGCCACAGUACAGGUGCUUCAUCGAAGGCUCAUCUCAAUGAGAUAGCUUUUGACCAUGGCCUGAAGCGUUCUGAUGACUCAGCUGAAAGGGAGGGGAACAAACUUCAAGGUUCUGGCACGGGGCUUGAAGGUCUGAAGCAAACCUGUCCAGAGCCGCAGCAGGGCCAGCCUGCAGAGGAGGAAAAACACGUUGAGGCAGAGCAGACUGCCAAAGAGGGAGAGGGGCAGGCUGAUGUGAGAGAAAGGGGACACCAAGGUGAGGGCCCAACAGGUGCAAUGCAGGUCAAUGAUGCUGAUGUGGAAGAAACGGGUCACCGAGGUGAGGACUCAAUGCGUGCUGCUGAGCCAAAGUCAGUGGAGGUUGAGGAGCGGGCAGAGGUGCCUGGAAAACCGCAAGAACCGGAGGUCGUGGCUUUGGAUGAGGCAUCGAAGGUCGCAGAAUACCUGGUGGCAAAGGAUGUGUCUGACGCAGCAGCAGCACAGCAUGGGCACAACUGCUUGGACUUAGGUUUGCCAGAGGGAUGGGGUGGCCUCAAAUAUUUGUCGCCUGAGCAGCAAUCAGCUGCCGUGCCCCGGGCUAAGGCCAAGCCCAAGGCAAAAGGCCGCCCCAAAAAGAACAAGGAUGAAGCAAAGCCUGAAGGCAAACGACGAGCAAGAAAGAAGCCUGAGCCAAAGGAGAAAGAGGUAGAGGUUGAGGAGGACGGAGGAGGUGAGGAGGCACAGGCUUGUGGGGUGGAAGCACAGGCAAAAAAGGCAGCGCAGGAAGAGGGAAAGGGAAAGGGAGACGGUCCUGAUCCUGGAGAGCGCAGAGUGAGGAGACGGACUGCGCAGGUUGAGGCUGAAGCUGAGGGUGCAAGUGCCAGUCAUGGUGGGAAGGUUGCUCGGGCCUCAAAGGCCAAUAGAAGAGGAAAGGCCAGGGAAGACCAAGAGGGUGGGCCCAAGAGAAGGCGUACAGUCAAAGACGAUCCCAAGGAAGCUUUGCGCAGCAAGGGCUGUUGCAGGUACCAAGAAGUGUACCGGUAUUUGACCAAGCAUUGUGGUGUGCCCGAAGAGGAUGCCAGAUAUGAAGCCCGAAUAGUAUUGCUUCUACUUUGGAGUGGCUUAGACCUAAGCAAACAAUACCGUGUGGUCGAAUACUUCAGCGGCCGUGCUUGCGUUAGCGCAGCGCUGCGUGAAAUGGGUAUGGCUGUGGGUUCGUAUGACUUGGACUAUGGCCAGUCCAUGGAUUUCCUAUCACUAGGAGGUUUCGUGGUAGCAAUGGUGUUAUCACUUCGCACCGCUGCCCUUGGUCUGCACAUCUUCGCUCCUGACUGCAGCUCGUGGACGAGGAUAAGCCGCGGCUCCAGCCUGCGAGAUCAAGUGUGCGCGACAGGGGAUUUGGGCAAACUCUGGAUACAGAACGCUAAUCGUAUGAUUUCACGGCUGACCCUGAUGCUGAUUAUGGCGGCCUCCCAGAACAUCUUGUGGUUGGUUGAACAACCUGAGGGGAGCAAGGAUGUCUUAUUUCGACAUCCUCGCCUCGAUUUCUUCAGCAAUGCUGUAAGCUGGGUUGCUUGGUACCAACUAGGCAGCCAAAUGGAAACCAACAGGUCACCGCGGUCAUGA
This is a messenger RNA of Durusdinium trenchii, 1770 nucleotides long. NCBI's taxonomy places the organism in Eukaryota, Dinophyceae, Suessiales, Symbiodiniaceae. The record is from the annotation of a GenBank genome assembly.